Molecule: messenger RNA, 2545 nt
Organism: Dromaius novaehollandiae (emu)
Lineage: Eukaryota; Metazoa; Chordata; Aves; Casuariiformes; Dromaiidae
Gene: GINS3
Product: GINS complex subunit 3
Exons: 3
Coding region: 146-790 (214 amino acids)
Biological process (GO): mitotic DNA replication initiation
Cellular component (GO): GINS complex
Source: RefSeq, a predicted model, not a curated record
GGCGGGAGUCCGCAGGACGCAUGCGCCGAGGCGCGCUGUCUGGCCGCAGCUGAUAGGGCCUGCCUGGGCGAGCGGGAGCUGUGUGGGGAGUCCGCGCGCCGCGGCCUGGGCCGCCGCGGCUGCUUCGGCGCCCGCUCGCCUCGCCAUGUCCGAGGCGUAUUUCCCCGUGGGCCCUGGGCUGGGCCUCGAGGAGAACUUCUUGUCGCUGGACGACAUCCUCAUGUCACAGGAGAAGCUGCCAGGCCGCGCCGAGAGCACCCUGCCCCGCCUGGCCUUCGCGCUGGGCCAAGGGGCCGGCGCCGGCUCGGGUGACUCCAUCCCUGAGGGAUCAAAGCUGGAAAUACCUCUGUGGCUUGCUAAAGGGUUACAUGACAGCAAGAGAAGAAUAAUUUCCAUGGAACUGCCAAAGAUUUACAAGGAAGCCUGGAGGACAGUGUUCAGUGCUGAUGCCAAUGUGGUUGAUCUGCAUAAAAUGGGGCCAUACUACUAUGGAUUUGGCUCCCAGCUCCUGAACUUUGACAAUCCAGAGAAUCCUGAGAUAGCUCAGACUAUCUUGCAGACAUUUAUUAGCCGCUUUCGUCGUAUUAUGGACUCCUCUCAGAAUGCCUACAACGAAGACACAUCGGCGCUGGUGGCUCGACUGGAUGAAUUGGAGCGAGCCUUAUUUCGAGCUGGUCAGAAAGGGCUGAAUGACUUUCAGUGCUGGGAGAAGGGACAGGCUUCUCAAAUCACAGCUUCCAGUCUGGUCCAGAAUUACGGGAAAAGAAAGUUCACGGAUAUGGAUGGUUGAAAGCCUGAGGAACAUGGAGCUGCAGUGGAGGACACUGAAAUAUCUACAGUCUGUCUGGCACAGAAAAGAAAGAUGAAUCAGCUUUGUGAAAGGCCAGACUCCUUGUCCAUUAAUGGGAAUUUUUCUCCAUAACAUCUUUGGAUUAGACAAGUGCAGACUUUAAAGGCAGAUGGCAGAUGUAUAAAAAAAAAAAUAAUAGAUUGCAGCACAGGAUAGCUUUACAGCUUACUCAUACCACUCCUGAGAAUUUGCAGUUCUAGUGUUUCCUCCAUGGCUGAAAGGAUAAGAGAGGCUUUUCUGAAAGGCUAAUUAAUAUUUAUUAUUCUUUAUCUUCCGAAUUGAUACUUACAGUACCAGAUCUGUAUGGGGGGGGGGGAGUGUAAUUCCUUAUAUUUCUUCUUGUCAUUUGCCUUCCAACCUCCUGGGAACUGCUGUUUCCAUCUUCCCCAUUCUUUGGGGAACCCCAGUGAUGUGAAAAAAGUGUGGUACAAACUGCCCUGAUUUUUUUUCUCAUAUUGUGAUACAUAGAGGUGUAGCAGCUACUCUUCAUUCCGCAUGAAGGUUUUGUUUGUUUUUUGGUAGCUUUUGUAUGUGGUAUUAGUGCAGAGAAGAAUACCCUCUGUUUAUCCAUGCAACAAUUGAAGCUGCCUUGCAGGUCUCAAAUGCUGCCUUGUUCUCUCCCUCCCUUUUGCCUGCCUCAUCAGGGAGCCUUGAUUCUGUGUAGCGGGGAGGGUGUUCUCAUUUGAUGUGGGCAGCUUUUGUGAUGGAGACAACUCUACAAUGGGGCCUGUGUUGAAUUCCUCAGCUCAUUUUACAGAGGAGCUAUCAGGAAGCUUCAAUGUGUCAGUCUGCGCUGGAUCAAAAGCAACAACUUUAGUGGAAACUGUCCCCCAUUAUUAGCCUGAGCCAUCUGUUUUCCCUUGAGAAAUUCUGAUUGCUAAAUUUGGCUAGUAAUGAAGAGACAGAGCAAAUGAAUUGAGUCUCCUUCUUUCUGAUCCAUCAGUAAAACAUUCUAGUAAAUGUCAUUUUUGCCAAUGGGAGCAAUUAGAAUUGGAACUUGCUAAACAGCACAAUAGUUAUUAUCCUAUAUAGAUGUAGCGGUCCUUAAAUCUAGAUUUUGUGUAAAUCCCAUUGGAUAAAUGGGAGACGGAAAACACAUGGUUCCCUCUGUAGGAAGCAUUUUCUGAGGUCAACAGAAUGGUCAUCCUUUGGAAGUAAAUAUUAGGCGUUUUAAGGGUGUUUCUAAACAUCUGUAGAAGGUGGCCCUUGGGGAGUAACUUAAGAGGAGGGGCUGGAUCAUAGUGGUACUGAGCACUCCCUCCUCUUUGGUAGGAGCAGACAUGAAAUAAAACUCUCAAGAUCUUGUACAUCAAGAUCCAAAUCUUGUAGGAGCUGUUAUUGUAAUUGCAAAUGCAGUUGGAUAUCAGAUAUGUUGAACUGGGUAAAGUACAAAGGGCUCAUGGCCAUUCCUUGGACAAGACGAGUGAAAGCUCUGCCUCUGGAGGCUGAGAGAGAGACCUGGGUGCUGGAUCCAAAAGCACCUUGGCAUCUCUGCCUGAGAAGUGCAGGGCCAGCUGUCCUGCCACAGGAGACUGCCCGGAAGGUGUGCCUGACAAAGGCUUUCCGAUAUGUGCAGAAUCAAGUGCUGCUGCACUUAAUGACUUAAUGGCACAUAAUAGCCUAUGCAUUUUCAUGAAAUGUCUGUGUAUUUUUCCAUUUCUGGAUUUGUAUGUGAAUAAAUAUUUUGUAAGGGGA